CCUAUUAGCGGGAAUAUCUUGGGAACUCGCUUCUGUCCGCUUGCUUCCCUCUCCUUUUAAAUGCUUCCACUUUCGAUGCCUUCAAUAUCUCCACAGCAAAACAAAAGCAUUCAUCAUGUCCUCGCAAUCAAACCUUUAUCUCCUCCUCUCUCCUGCAGUAAUUCCGGCUUGCUACAUCUUCCCACCUCCAAAAUCUUCCUUAUCCUUCGACGGUGUCUGGUCAUUCGGGGCAAAAGACAAACGAGUUAACUUUGAUUCUCCCUUGAGAUGCAGCGCAAUAUCCAAGCCUCGGAUAUUUCAAGACGUGUUUCGAAAUGGUCUGCCAGUCAUAAAGUGGCCAGAGAUUGUGGAGGAUGACAUAGAGAGGGAAAAUGAUCUUGAGUUAAAGGUUUCUACAUCAAAUCCUAAACUGAAACGUGUGAAUUCCAUCAAGUCGAUGUUGGGCUCCAUGGAAGAUGGAGAAAUCAGCAUUUCGGCUUAUGACACAGCAUGGGUUGCUCUAGUACAAGAUGUUAAUGGAAGUGGUCUUCCUCAGUUCCCAUCUAGCCUUCAGUGGAUUGCCAACAAUCAGCUUCCAGAUGGGUCAUGGGGAGAUAGUGAGAUUUUCUUUGCUUAUGAUCGGAUAAUCAACACGUUAGCCUGCGUUGUUGCUUUAAAAUCAUGGAAUAUUCUUCCUGAAAAGUGCGAGAAAGGAAUUUCAUUUUUAAAAGAAAAAAUAUGUAAGCUUGAAUGCGAGAAUGAUGAGCACAUGCCCAUUGGCUUUGAAGUUGCUUUCCCUUCACUUCUGGAGAUAGCUCGAAGUUUAGACAUUGAAGUACCUUAUGAUUCUCCGGCCUUGCAAGAUAUAUAUGCAAAGAGAAACAUAAAGCUCACAAGGAUACCAAGGGACAUCAUGCACAAAGUGCCCACAACUUUACUCCAUAGCUUGGAAGGAAUGCCAGGCCUGGACUGGGAAAAGCUUCUUAAACUGCAGUCCCAAGAUGGGUCGUUCUUGUUCUCUCCAUCCUCCACUGCCUUUGCACUCAUGCAGACCAAGGACAAAAAAUGUUUGAGAUAUUUAAAAAAAGCAGUCCAGAGGUUUAAUGGGGGAGUCCCCAAUGUGUAUCCAGUGGACUUGUUUGAGCACAUCUGGGCUGUGGAUCGGUUGCAGCGCCUUGGAAUUUCGUCAUAUUUUAAGCCAGAGAUUAAGGAAUGUGUUAAUUAUGUUUACAGAUAUUGGACCCACAAAGGAAUUUGCUGGGCCAGAAAUUCAGGGGUUUAUGACAUUGACGACACUGCCAUGGGAUUCAGGUUACUCCGAUUGCAUGGCCACCAGGUUUCCGCUGAUGUGUUUCAGCAUUUUGAGAAAGGUGGCGAGUUCUUCUGCUUUGCCGGGCAGUCUACACAAGCCGUGACCGGGAUGUUUAACCUGUACAGGGCUUCUCAAGUGCUAUUUCCGGGAGAGAAGAUCCUCGAGAAUGCAAAGCAAUUCUCAUCCAACUUCUUGCGAGAAAAACAAGCUGCGAACGAGCUCUUUGACAAAUGGAUCAUAAUGAAGGACUUACCUAGCGAGGUAGGGUACGCACUACAAAUCCCUUGGUAUGCAAGCUUACCUCGCGUGGAGACCAGAUUCUACAUUGAACAGUAUGGUGGCGACGAUGAUGUUUGGAUCGGCAAGACCCUUUACAGGAUGCCGUAUGUGAACAAUAAAACCUAUGUGGAGCUUGCAAAACUAGAUUACAACGAUUGCCAAGCCUUGCAUCGACUGGAAUGGGAUAUUAUUCAGAAGUGGUACUCAGAAUGUAAUCUUGGAGACUUUGGAGUAAGCAGAAGAACAGCUCUGUUUGCUUAUUUUCUGGCAGCAGCCAGUAUUUUCGAACCGGAAAGGUCGAAAGAACGGCUUGCAUGGGCUAAAACUACAGCCUUGGUUGAGGCAAUCACAUGUCAUUUUCGUGAGAAAGAAACGAGGACAGCCUUCCUGCAUGAAUUCAGAAACCACCCUCAUCCACGAGACUACAUGAUAAUGGGAAUUAGAUCAAGGUCCAAUAUUACAAAGAAGAUCACAGGGCAGGCACUCGUCGGGACAUUGCUUGAAACCCUAAGGCAUCUCUCGUUUGAGGCAGUAGUUGCGCACAGACAAGAAAUUAGCCACCAUUUACGACAAGCGUGGGAAAAGUGGCUGCUGGAGUGGCACAGAGAAGGCGAUAGGCACAAAGGAGAGGCGGAGUUGCUUGCAGAUACGAUAAAUCUCACCGCUGGCCGCUCGGUUUCGGAGGAGCUUUUGUCCCAUCCUCAGUACACGAGACUGUCCGGCCUCAUUAACAGAGUAUACUACAAACUUUGUUCCUGCCAAAAACACAAGGUACAAGAUCAAAAUGGCAGCCACAGCACUUCAUUAUAUGCGAACAUGAGCAUGAUCACAACCCCCGAAAUAGAAUCUGACAUGCAAGAACUCGUGCAAUUGGUGCUACAGAACUCAGCGGAUGAUAUUGAUUCUGAUAUCAAGCAAACAUUUCUCGCUUUAGCGAAGAGUUUUUAUUAUGCAGCCUACUGUGAUCAUGGAACUAUCAACAUCCACAUUGCCAAAGUUCUAUUUGAAAGAGUAGUUUGAGUUUUCUGUACAUAUAUAAUUGAUCAUCAAUGUCGUCGCCAUUUAUAAAAAGCAUCAUCAAGCAUGUUCUUC
Juglans regia (Persian walnut) is the source of this 2662-nucleotide messenger RNA. RefSeq names its product (-)-kolavenyl diphosphate synthase TPS14, chloroplastic. Gene Ontology annotation, molecular function: magnesium ion binding; terpene synthase activity. Gene Ontology annotation, cellular component: chloroplast. Bases 116 to 2590 code for a protein of 824 amino acids. Lineage: Eukaryota; Viridiplantae; Streptophyta; Magnoliopsida; Fagales; Juglandaceae. The record is from RefSeq and is a predicted model, not a curated record. The transcript is spliced from 15 exons. Gene Ontology annotation, biological process: gibberellin biosynthetic process.